UCUUGUGAUGCAACUGCUUGGGAAGCUAUGCCAAGGAACUCAUGCAUGAAAAACUUAAGCUGCUGCCUAUCUUCCGAUCUAGGGUCUUCCAAAACAAUGUUGCCAUGGCUGUUUUGAAUAGUGCCGCUUCGUGCUUCUCGAGUCCAUCGCUUCAAAAUAUAGUGGCUUGGAAGAUACUUAAUAUUCAUGACAUCAAGGGCUUUCAAAGCAUGACUACACAAUAUACCAACUCUUUCAAAUUGACCACAACUACAUAGAACUUUUUGCUCUUCAUCAACCAGAACUUUGCAUUCUUCCUCAUAAGAGCAUUCCGGGUCAAGAUUGGCAAUUGCAACAGUAUAUACACUGUGUUCCUCCGAUGGCUUGAUGUACGCUGAGAUGGAUCUUUCAUAUUCAUUCUGAAAAUCUUCAAAUAUGUGAGGUGUGUAAACUUUGCUUGCUUGUAUUACUGUAGGAGUUCUUAUUCUAACUCUAGGUAAUUUUUUCCUAGACUCAUAUUCUUCAUUUACCUCUUUAUCUCUCUUUCCUUUCACAACCCUCUCUACGUGCUUGAAAAAACAAAGAAUGUCAAGAUCAGACUUCAAAUGGUCUUUCAAGUCACUAUUCAAGCUCUCACUUAAUUGUGUGCUUCUCAUGCCUAUAGUUGAAAGCUUCUUCAAAGUCUUCCUCUUCCUCAUACUUGUACAUGCAAGCACUGAAAUCAGCAAGUACAUUUGGGCCAUCCUCGUAUUUUUUCUUAUGAGGAAAGUGUUGAACAACCAUGUGAAGGAUUCAAAUGUCUCGUCGUAUAGAAGUGUAGCACCAAAAAUGACCAUUUCUCUAAAAUGGUUCAAGCCAACAAAUACACCAAAGGGUAUGUACUCUUUAUUUGUCCCAAAUGUAGUAUCAAACGUAACAACAUCACCGAAGUGAGCAUAGUCAGUGAUCCUCUUCGCAUCAGCCCAGAAGAUAUUUGCUAUUUGUUCAUUGCAGUCGUGUUGUACGUCAUAUUCAAAUGCAGGAUUC
This is a messenger RNA of Triticum dicoccoides, 1005 nucleotides long. RefSeq lists its product as uncharacterized. The transcript has 3 exons. The record is from RefSeq and is a predicted model, not a curated record. Bases 565 to 912 code for a protein of 115 amino acids. Lineage: Eukaryota; Viridiplantae; Streptophyta; Magnoliopsida; Poales; Poaceae.